AUGAGGCACAACUUGUUGCAGAAUCUAUACGAAUCCCAGUUAGAAGGCAUCGCGCGAUGGCUGAGCUGCAACGGGGAGGUGUGGGGGAUGGGCCCGACGGUGGUGUUCGCGAGCGCAGCGGCGCUGUUCCUCUACAACGAGCUGGAGGCGACCAUCUUUAUAGCAGGCGACCACGCACACGUUUCGCCGCUCGAGAAAACUUUAGUGUCCACAAUGGUGCUCGGAAUGCUGGCACUGAUGAUACACCUCUGGGUGUGCUCAAUGCGCUUCUUUCAGUACUACCUGGACACUCUCAUUAAAGAUAGCCCCAACAUGCUAUUAGAGAUGACCACCGCUAGUCUCCUGGGUCAGACGGAUAUGGUUCCCCUGGGUCCGCUGACCCGCUUCCUUAAACAGCAACAGCCUCAAAUCCAUAUAACCGUGUGCUGGUUCCUGUCGCUGUGCUACGCCGACUACGUAAGGAAGCACUAUUGUCAACGAUUUAACAUGCCCUAUCUGGAACAGUGGCAAACAGAACUCCACGCGCGCGCUUCACACGGCGUGAACACCACCAUGCAGAAAGUGAACAGUUUCGUGGGAGCCAUCCAUCAGCGGCUGAGAGGCUACUCCGCUACGCCACUAACCUCUGACGCACAUACAGUGAGAGCUACUCGAGCCGCGUGCCAUGCUCGGGCACGUCCCAGAGUGCUCGCCUUCUCGGCAUGUCCAGUGACAGCGCGGUGGACGCGAUACAAAAACUCAGAACCUUUAUUACGGAAAACCGAUGUCCGUGUAGCAGUGCGCCGCACGCCGGCGAGCGUACUUCUAGCACUACCAUCAAAGGAAACGAUCAGUGAUCGCCGGCCCUGGUGGUGUCAAGAGUUGGAUGACAAAUAA
This is a messenger RNA of Danaus chrysippus (African queen), 876 nucleotides long. The record is from the annotation of a GenBank genome assembly. NCBI's taxonomy places the organism in Eukaryota, Metazoa, Arthropoda, Insecta, Lepidoptera, Nymphalidae.